This is a messenger RNA of Boleophthalmus pectinirostris (great blue-spotted mudskipper), 1670 nucleotides long. Its product is annotated as CD209 antigen-like protein D. The coding region runs from base 307 to 1044 and encodes 245 amino acids. The record is from RefSeq and is a predicted model, not a curated record. The transcript has 8 exons. Lineage: Eukaryota; Metazoa; Chordata; Actinopteri; Gobiiformes; Gobiidae.
UUCAAAUGAUAAAGUAAAAAUAAAAAGUCAUUGGCCCUUUUGAAAAACAAUAAUGAUAACUGAACUUUCAUUUGUCUAAGGAGAUACUGAAAAUGAUUCUUGUUAGGUCUGUUGUAGCAUGCACCUCUCAGAGUGAUGUAAUGUACUGCUGAAUGCCACUAUCUACUUAGAAACGAGAAAUGAGGAACCAGAAAAAACCACAUGAGAAACACAUAUGUAAUAUGUUUCUCACAAGUAAUGCAUCAAAGAUCUGUGCUGUAGAGCUCCAGCUCACAUUUAUAUCAGACCUGAGUCUGCAGAGAGAAGAUGGAGGAGCACAGGGUUCAUGUCAAAAGGAACAGGAGAAACUCUGGAAGUGUCUCUGAUUCACAGACUGCCACCGAACCAGGGAAAUGGAUUCUCCUGGUCUGCAUCAGCUUUGGUCUUCUGUGCAUCAUACAAGCUUCUCUCAAUGUUUAUUUACGUCUCUACCUUCCUCCAGACAUCGACAUGAGCCCAUGUGACAAUGUAACUGCUGAGAGGGACACACUUGAGAAACUUCUUCAAACUAGUCGUCAAGACCUGUCGAAGCAAACUGAUGAGCUGCAGAAAAGCCAUUCUUUGCAACAAAGAAAAGCUGCAGAAAACGAGGAACUGAAACUUAAAGUGCAAAACUUCAAAGAUGAUCUGAGUAAAGGUUGGGUGUAUUUCCAAGGCAGUGUGUACCUGGGCUCCACCAUAGAGCAGAGCUGGGAGGAGAGCCGGCAGUACUGUCAGCAGAGAGGAGCAGAUCUCAUCAUCAUCAACAGUGACCAGGAGCAGACAUUUGCGAGUACAUUCAGCGGGCGCCGAUGGAUUGGACUGACUGCAACCCAGUCUGAACCUAGACAGUGGAGAUGGGUGGACGGAUCUCAGCUCAACACAAGAUUUUGGUACAGUGGAGAGCCAAAUAACAGUUACAAUGAUGAGUUCUGUGUUGAAACCAAAGGCACCGGGAACACCUGGAAUGACGAAGGCUGUUAUGAAAAGCUUCUGUGUAUCUGCCAAAAGAGGCUGACAUUUUAAGGCUCAUAUCAAUAUUAACAUUUAGUACUACAGUGAAGGAAAUAAGAAUUUGACCCCCUACCAACCAUUAAGAGUUCUGGCUCCCACAGACCAGUUAGACUCUCCUAAUCAACUUGUCACCAGAAUUAGACUCCUGUUUGAAGGUCAAUCAAUCAGACUACAAACUCUCCAACAUGGGAAAGACCAAAGAGCUGUCAAAGAAUGUCAGGGACAAGACUGUAGACCUGCACAAGGCUGGAAUGGGCUACAGAACCAUAAGCAAGAAGCUGGCGUUAAGGAGACAACUGUUGGUGCAAUUGUUUGAAAAAUCUAAGAACUACAAAAUGACCGUCAAUCAGCCUUGGUCUGGGGUUUCAGUGAUCAUGAGAACUCAACCUAGAACUCCACAGGUCAAUGAUCUCAAGACAGCUGGGACCACAGUCACUAAGAAAACCAUUGUUAAAAUAAACCUACCAUGAAAAUGAUAGACUGUAAAUUUCUUUGUCAGUAUACAAACAUACAAAAUCAGCAAGUGAUCAGACACUUAUUUCCUCCACUGUAUGUUUCACUCAUGUGUAGCUUUAGCAUGUUUCACUCCUGUGCACAAACACACUGUGGGGUUUGGACACAUUUUAUUCAUGUUGGAC